AACCUAUAAAUAAGGCCCGUCCCUCGCGCUCUCUCUCUCUACCACAACGCUCUUCUAAAAGCCGCGGAACGAAACGAGCCCCCUCCCGCGAUCUCUCUUCGAGAGUUGGUAGGGCUCCCGUUAGGGUUUUCCAGAGCUCUACCCCCUUCCUCUCCGAUUAGGGUUCGCACCCCUUCGUGAGGGUUUCGUUUUCUACGAAUGGUUUUCGGCUUCGUGUUCGCUUCUGACGACUUGCACUGGUGCUUCUUCGCCUGAGACGAUGAGCCAGGUGCUGGCCGAUGGGGCCGACGAGCAGCCCGAGCCGCCCCAUCCCGACGUCAUCGAGAUUGAUCCCACUCGGCGCUAUGUUUGUUAUAAGGAGAUAUUAGGAAAAGGCGCUUUCAAGACUGUAUACAAGGGAUUUGAUGAAGUCAAUGGAAUUGAGGUAGCUUGGAACCAGCUUAGGAUUGAUGAUGUGUUGCAGUCUCCGGACAGCUUGGAGAGAUUGUACUCGGAAGUGAAUCUUUUGAAAUCUCUGAAACAUGAGAAUAUUAUGAAAUUCUACACUUCAUGGAUUGACCAUAAAAAGAAGACUAUUAAUAUCAUCACCGAAUUGUUCACCUCUGGCAGCUUGAGACAGUACCGUAAGAAACACAAGAAGGUGGACAUGAAAGCAGUGAAGGGAUGGGCGAGGCAGAUUCUGACGGGGUUGAACUAUCUCCAUAGUCAGAAGCCACCAAUCAUACAUAGGGAUUUGAAGUGUGAUAACAUUUUUAUUAAUGGAAACCAGGGAGAGGUGAAGAUUGGGGAUCUUGGGUUGGCAACUGUCAUGCAGCAACCGAAUGCACGAAGUGUAAUUGGGACUCCUGAGUUUAUGGCACCAGAACUCUAUGAUGAAAAUUAUAACGAGUUGGUAGAUAUAUACUCCUUUGGGAUGUGCAUGCUAGAAAUGGUCACCUUUGAGUACCCAUACAGCGAGUGUACAAAUUCUGCUCAAAUAUACAAAAAAGUUUCUUCGGGGAUAAAGCCUGCUGCUCUUUCAAAGGUAAAAGGUCCAGAAGUGAAAGCUUUUAUAGAGAAGUGCCUUGUUCCAGCUGAUCAGCGAUUGCAAGCAGGGGACCUUCUGAAGGAUCCUUUUCUCCAGGUGGAUGUGUCAAAUGGCAAUCAAGGGAACCAUUCUUUGCAAUUACCUGAUAUCAUAGAACUGAGAACCAGGUUGGGUGUCUCCAAAGACCAUUGUGUUCAUUCAGAAGAGCCAAAAAGUAGCAUACAGCAAACACAGUUUCAUAUAGAUCUCGAUGAUGAUGAUAAUGAGCCUGCACUUAUCACUGUAAUUGAACGCUCUGAUGGUAAAAGUUCAAACUUGCUAACUUUGGAGGUACGAAAGAAGAGGAAAGAUGGUGCAUUUAUAUUAAAAGGGGAGAGGGAGGAGACUAGUUCUGUAUCAUUAAAUAUGAAGAUUAUUAAUUGGAAAGGUCGUGCAGGUCAUGCCGACAAUGUUGUCUUCGUGUUUUACCUGGAUAGUGAUACUUCUCUUUCAGUCGCUAGUGAGAUGGUUGAGCAACUUGAACUGGCACAGAAGGAUAUAAAGCUUAUAGCAGGGUUAAUUGAUUCAUUAAUUAUAAACUUGAUACCUGGAUGGAAACCAUGCAUUGCCAUUAGUCGGCUGAUAACUCUAGAUGGAACUCAAACUCCCAAGGAUCUGCAGUUGGUUAAGUGUUGGGAAUGCUCUAACAUAUCUUCUCGGAGUAUCUCUAAAGCUAAUGAUGUUUUUGCCCCCCUUCCCUUUGUUGAUUUCAGCUCCAUGGAAGGCUCAGAUCAGCCAGUGUAUGAUGCUGUGGUCAAUGGAAAACUCGAUCAUGUCACAAGAUAUGCUGAUUCUGGAUCUGUCAAUGUGGUUGCGUCAGUCAAUCAGGAUUCUGAGGGUAAUGGUGAGAAGUCCCCAGGUUUCUCUCCAUCAGACCUUGUGGAUUUUAAUUUGUUAAAUAUAGAGGGAGAGGUUAAAGGGGCACUGUCAAAAGUUGAGAAUGGCAUGAAGCUGGAUCAGAAAGACAUGGGUAUCAAUGGUGUUGAUAUGUCGGCCUUUUCUGGUUUCCCGAGAAAUGGUUCUUCAUUUGUUUUGGCUGGUGAACAUGAAAUUGAUGAGCAUCUGAGACUAUAUUUGGAAUCUAUUGAACUACUGUAUCAGCAGGCAAUAAAGGACCUAUCUCAGAAAAGAGAGCAAGUCAUUGCAAUGGCAAAGAAAAGGGCAUUUCAGAGGAAGCAAUUGUUGCUUCGUUGAUCUUUUCUCUGCUACUUGUCUUCUCAAUCUUUUCAUGAGAGAAUGUUUACAGAGGAAGACAUCACAUGUACUAAAUUCCUGUGUCCUAUCUUCUGAAGAUAAAGUCUUGACAGCAAAUAGCUGAAGUGGAUUAGUUACUGCUGAUCUGUGUCUUUUUUCUUUUGAGCUACUAUGAUUGUUUGUUGAUGUGCUGGAUAUAUUGUUAGUUGAUUGUUAAGAUUACAGGUUCUUAGUUCGCUUGCAGAAACUCAGUAUAAUUUUUAUCUUCUGAAACUCUGCAUGUGCCAUUGCUUAUUUGCUUAAAAUGCUAGAAAAAGAUGGCAUAUUGGACAGUCAUCUCCAAACAUUGGAUGUUCUUCCUUGACAGUGGACUGAGCAAGAUGUAGUUGCAAUGUUGAUGGUUCUUUUGGAGUAUCAGGUCAUCGAACUAGGGCUUCAGCCCUAUAAUGUGAUAUGUAUUUUAACAAAAACUACAGUUUUUAGUGGUCAUCAUAGGUAUGUUUUCUUGCUUGCUGAUAAUGAUUCAGAAGGACUAUAUCCAGUUAUAUUAACUAAUUCUUGCAUCAUUUAGAUAUUGUAAUACCCGUUGAACUAGAGACACCCUUCUGAACUUGUUUGAUCAUACCAAUUGUGAGUGGUUAAAUGUUCCCUAUAUUAAGAACUAGCUCAUCAUCUAUGGAGUAUGUGCAGUAUUGUCCGGUUGGUAUUCAAAGUUGGGACCCUGAGGUUUAUUGAUGACAAACAAAUGAAGUUAACUAGAUUCGAGAUAUUUUGUCUCAUAGAAUAUUUUAUCUACCCUUUUUUCUUCAUGUACAGGGAAUGUUGCAGGAAAAGGAGGGAGAAGUGUUUGGUUUGAUAUUGAUCUUAAUAAUGUUAACUUGAUGCAUGAUGCUGAUGUACUUCAUAGGAAGUAGCAGGUGAUGUUUCUGCUUGUGAAGAAGCACUCGGGGCUUACCAAUAUUCCAGUGGACUAUUAACUCAAUGAGCUAUUCAUAAAUUGAAUUCAUACAAUUUUCUAGACCACUCUGACCAGUUAACUGCAAGAAUUUCCAAAUAUGCAUCAGAUAGCUAUCAAACUUGUUGUUCUGCUGCUCUUUGAUGAACUCUCAAAAUGAUUAUUGAGGAUUAAAAAGCUGUGAUGCUUAGGAGAUCAUGGAAGAUUAUUAUGACCAUUAUGGACUCUCAUCAUGAUCUUGGAAUUCUUGAUUUGGAACUUCUUGGAAUCAGUUGAAGAUAAGAAGAUGUUGAGCUAUUUUUUCAUCGGCAGAAAAAUUUACCAUCUGUGGUUUUUGAAGCAAAGGACUUAAUCAAUUUUGAGGAGCUGUGCUACUAUGUGGAGAGGAAGAUUGAGAUGAUUCUUUGCUAUUAGAUGACACUUUAUAUUAAUGUUUGGAAAAAUCAAUUUCACAUUCAGUUUUGGCGAAGCCAGGAAUGAUGUAUAGGACCACAAAACAUGUCUCUGUUUUUGUGCUUCUAGCAGAGUUAUUUUAUUUCCGAUGGACACCAUGCAUCAAUGAGAGGAAUUUCCCAAAAAUGAAGCUCUUUCACUUUUGUAAUAUGUGUAGAUUUUAAAUAUUUUAUUGGGGUUUCAUGCUCAUUGCAUCUACUAGUUUGAGGAAAAAGGAAAAAAAACGAGCUAGUCUAUUAUUUAUGUGUCUUAGAUCUACUUUAAAGGGAUAACUGUAUUAUAUAUCCCCAGGUCGUGCUUAUUUUUAUCUAUUGUGCUUUGUAGAGUCUGCAGAAGCAGUAUACCGUUAAAUCAGUAACUGCUUGGGUGGUUGCUGAUUCACUGCAUGACAGGUGUUGCCCAUUCUUGUUUGUUAUAGUGAUAUUCCGUGCAACCAACUGUAUUGCUGA
This is a messenger RNA of Phoenix dactylifera (date palm), 4117 nucleotides long. RefSeq names its product putative serine/threonine-protein kinase WNK7. The record is from RefSeq and is a predicted model, not a curated record. NCBI's taxonomy places the organism in Eukaryota, Viridiplantae, Streptophyta, Magnoliopsida, Arecales, Arecaceae. Gene Ontology annotation, molecular function: protein kinase activity; ATP binding. Gene Ontology annotation, biological process: protein phosphorylation.